Molecule: messenger RNA, 222 nt
Organism: Iphiclides podalirius (scarce swallowtail)
Lineage: Eukaryota; Metazoa; Arthropoda; Insecta; Lepidoptera; Papilionidae
Source: the annotation of a GenBank genome assembly
AUGAGAGCGGCGGUGUUCAUGAGGACAGCGCGCGGCGCCUUGUCGAUUCUCAUGGACGGGUACAAGUUCAUCAGGCACCGUCAGUCGUCAGGCAAGACCCGAUGGUUCUGCGGCACCCACCAGAGCAAGGGUUGCCGCGCGGUGGUCUACACGACCUUAGACAAUGUGGUCGUCAAAGUGCUCAACGAGCAUAACCACCGACGAACGAACACAUCAUACCAA